CGACCGCAUUUUCCGCGGUCGCUAUUUUCGCGGGAUGAGACGACGGUGAGUCGUGCGAUGUGUCGUCGGCCACACAUUAGCGCGUAUAACAUUUUAUACCCGUUAGCAAUAUAUACGAACAAAAAGUCUCGUGAGAAUUAUUCUGGCCAAUCAAGCAAUCUGGGAAUGGGCGGAGACUCGAGUGCGAAUGUCAGCAACGAACGAGCGUCGAUAUUUCGGUGGACAAAUGAAACCGUGUACAGGUUUAAAAGAUAUACGUACAUCAGGGACACUGAACUCCCACCGAAAUGAUGAUGUACCUCACAAAAAGCUCCUGACGUAUUUGUCGUCCUUGUCGUCGAGGUCGAUGUUGGAAGAUACAGCACGUCACAGCAACGCGAAGGAAACGAGAAAAUACAGCUGGUGCUACGAGGAAUUCAUACUAAGCACACCGAUGUCGCGAAUCGAAGAGAGCUUGGUAACGGUGCGAGGAAUAGAUGAAAGAGCAGGAAGCCAUAACAAUAGUAAGAGAUGA
Molecule: messenger RNA, 514 nt
Organism: Cyphomyrmex costatus
Lineage: Eukaryota; Metazoa; Arthropoda; Insecta; Hymenoptera; Formicidae
Exons: 2
Coding region: 188-514 (108 amino acids)
Source: RefSeq, a predicted model, not a curated record